UUUUUAAUAAUUUUAUUUUCCUUCUCAUGCUACUCAGACACAAACGCGAUCCCCAACUACAGCCCCGUUUAUCACAUCCAUCAGCUCUCACGGCCUUUCGCCACGUGUCGUACAGGAUCAAUCCUGGGACCUACGCCCGUUCUGGAACUACCCAGCUCCCUCCAGUUUUCUAAACGCGACCACAACUUGUACACAACCAGGUUGAGCAGUCAAUCGGAAGCCUCCCCCUCCCACUCGCUGGCAACAACCUCUUCCGCCGGUGGCUUUGUAUUAAUUAGUAGCCGUGUUUCUAGGAGCUUAGGGUUUCGAUCAGCUGCUUCGCUGAGCAACGAGACCAGUAAUUCAGGGGAGAGCAUUUAAUUUAAAGACUUUCACUUUUUUCUCUAGUUCUGUCUCUCCGACCCUCUCUUUUUUUAUUGGAACGAUGUCGUUUCUCAGACGCAGAAAGGGAAAAGCUUCGGACUCAGAGCCGGCUCCGAUUGAAGACGAGAGUGAAAUAGAACAGGAAAACCAGAAGCACAAGCAAAAGCAAAAGCUUCCCAGUAAAGAUGGAGGGAAGCCACAAAAGUGGUCCUGCGUCGAUAGCUGUUGUUGGUUCAUUGGGUUCAUAUGCUCGAUCUGGUGGUUCUUGCUCUUCUUGUACAACGCAAUGCCCGCUUCUUUUCCCCAGUUCGUGACCGAAGCGAUAACGGGUCCUUUGUCUGACCCGCCGGGCGUGAAAUUGAGGAAGGAGGGGCUCGUGGCCAAGCACCCUGUGGUCUUUGUGCCUGGGAUUGUGACCGGCGGGCUUGAAUUGUGGGAAGGGCAUCAGUGUGCUGAUGGGUUGUUUAGGAAGAGGCUAUGGGGUGGCACAUUUGGUGAAUUGUACAAAAGACCGUUAUGCUGGGCUGAGCACAUGUCUCUGGAUAAUGAAACGGGACUAGACCCUUCGGGUAUAAGGGUCAGGCCCGUAUCUGGCCUUGUGGCAGCUGAUUAUUUUGCACCAGGUUAUUUUGUCUGGGCAGUUUUAAUUGCUAAUUUGGCUCGCAUUGGAUAUGAAGAGAAAACCAUGUAUAUGGCUUCGUAUGAUUGGAGAUUAUCGUUUCAAAAUACCGAGGUUAGGGACCAAACGUUAAGUAGGAUAAAGAGUAAUAUAGAGCUUAUGGUAGCUACAAAUGGUGGUAACAAGGUGGUUGUUAUUCCGCACUCAAUGGGUGUUCUGUACUUUCUGCAUUUUAUGAAGUGGGUUGAGGCACCAGCUCCAAUGGGUGGUGGUGGUGGGUCAGAUUGGUGUGCUAAGCAUAUUAGAGCUGUAGUGAACAUCGGUGGACCCUUUCUAGGGGUCCCAAAAGCCGUUGCGGGACUUUUCUCUAUUGAAGCCAGAGAUAUUGCUGUUGCCAGGGCUUUCGCACCAGGUGUUUUGGAUAAGGACGUUUUUGGGCUCCAAACAUUACAACAUAUGAUGCGAAUGACCCGUACGUGGGAUUCAACUAUGUCAAUGAUACCAAAAGGCGGGGACACUAUAUGGGGUGGCCUUGAUUGGUCCCCUGAAGGAUACUGCAAUUGUAGUGCAAAGAAGGUGAAGAAUAAUGAUACCAAUACUGCAGCUGAAAACAGAGUAAAUUAUGGGAGGAUUAUAUCAUUUGGGAAAGAUGUAGCGGAGACACAUUCCUCCAAGAUUGAGAUGAUUGAUUUUAGGGACGCUGUAAAGGGUAAUAACCUUGCGAACGCUACCCAUUGUGAUGUAUGGACAGAGUACCAUGAAAUGGGUGUUGGGGGUGUCAAAGCUGUUGCAGAUUACAAAGUGUACACAACUGAAUCAGUUUUGGAUCUGUUUCGUUUUGUUGCCCCCAAGUUGAUGACACGUGGGGAUGCUCAUUUUUCAUAUGGGAUUGCCAACAAUUUGGAUGACCCGGAAUAUGAACACUUCAAGUAUUGGUCGAACCCCCUGGAAACAAAAUUACCAAAUGCUCCGGAUAUGGAGAUCUAUUCUUUGUAUGGAGUUGGAAUCCCGACUGAAAGAGCAUAUGUAUACAAGUUAACUCCAACUGCUGAAUGCUACAUUCCCUUUCAGAUAGACACCUCAGCAGAAGGUGGAAGUGAGAACCCUUGUUUAAAAGGUGGAGUUUUCUCCUCUGAUGGGGAUGAAACUGUUCCAGUUUUGAGUGCAGGCUUCAUGUGUGCUAAAGGUUGGAGGGGUAAGACCCGAUUCAAUCCUUCAGGCAUCCCUACUUACAUAAGGGAGUACGACCAUGCCCCUCCAGCUAAUCUUCUAGAGGGUCGGGGCACCCAGAGUGGUGCUCAUGUUGACAUAAUGGGGAACUUUGCAUUAAUUGAGGAUGUUUUAAGAGUGGCAGCCGGUGCUAAGGGAGAGGAUUUGGGUGGAGAUAAAGUGCACUCUGAUAUUUUCAAAUGGUCUGAAAACAUCAACUUAGAUCUCUGAUUUACAUGGUAAUCUGGUGCUUGAAGAUACACCCGAUGAAUUAUCGGUUGCCGUAGUGGUUGCGAAUUGUGAUUAUGGCGAAGUUCUUGUAUUUGAUUUGAAACCUAAGAAAUGAAUAGCAGAUUGCUGAAACAAACCCUUCCGGGUUUAUGUUGUCAUCUAUAUGUACUCUGCAGUCUCGAUUUAUCUGAGGAGCCCCGAAACAGCUUCAAGAAUGGGAUCCCACGUCAUGCCGGGCUCCUACCAAUUUAGGUGUAGCUAGCUUUUACAGUUCAUAUAUAGCUCCCUGGGAUUUUGGAUAUUCAAUUAAUUUAUUGGAUAUUGUCAAUAAAUUAUUUAAUAUAUCAGUGUAAUGGUUCUUCUA
Prunus avium (sweet cherry) is the source of this 2786-nucleotide messenger RNA. RefSeq names its product phospholipid:diacylglycerol acyltransferase (gene PDAT). The record is from RefSeq and is a predicted model, not a curated record. NCBI's taxonomy places the organism in Eukaryota, Viridiplantae, Streptophyta, Magnoliopsida, Rosales, Rosaceae. Gene Ontology annotation, biological process: lipid metabolic process.